Rhizophagus irregularis DAOM 181602=DAOM 197198 is the source of this 345-nucleotide messenger RNA. RefSeq lists its product as uncharacterized. The record is from RefSeq and is a predicted model, not a curated record. NCBI's taxonomy places the organism in Eukaryota, Fungi, Glomeromycota, Glomeromycetes, Glomerales, Glomeraceae. Gene Ontology annotation, molecular function: protein binding.
AUGAUACUAGGAAGUAAAAGAAUUUUUGAAUGGGAUGUUAUUGUUGAGAAAAAUUGUACAUAUGCUUGGGUUGGAGUACGUUCAUCAGAAAAUUUUAAUUAUGAAACUUUUGCAGGAACUCAAUCUACUGAAUGGGUAUUAAGUUACGGUGGUUAUUAUUGUUGUAAUUCUGGCAAUUAUAUAAAAAAUUAUUGUCCAUUAUUCGGAGAUGGCACAAAAAUUACAGUUCACUUAGAUAUGAAUAAAAGAACUUGUGCUUUUACGGUCAAUAGUACAAAAUAUCCGGAAGUAUCAGCAUGGAAUAAUUUACUAUCAAAGCUUUAUCCAGUGACAUCAUUAUUAUGA